GUCCAGCGCAAGGAGGACAUCAAACACGACGCUGAGGAAGGGGAAGUUGCUAACAAAGCUGAGGGGAAGAAAGAGCAACGCAUAUCCGAAUUCAAAGCUUUGGCAGUCUCCGCGUACAAGAACAAACCGGCGCCUGGCGUGAUACAUCGCGUAUCAGCGAAUGUGCAGAAGGAACUAUUAGGCUUGCUAUCUCGUGGAGGGGACCUGCAGAACAAGCAUUUUUUCUUCGUCAUGCAACAGCAAGCAACGUUGUACCGAGACCGCGCUGGAGGGGCAAAGAGUGCAAUGAGCGUUAGCGGAGCCGAAGCGAGGUUGUCUCAGGAGUUACUCGAGAUGCUCGAACUAGAUUUGUAUCGAGACGGCUUUUUGUUACAGCAGAAGGAAGACUUGGCGUUUUUCAGGUCUGGGAAAAGUCUGAACAGCAUAUGCGGAGCUAGUGGACGCAGGAUGGAUCCCGGAGCCCUGAUGAUGCUAGGUGGUGGCCUUCAAGGUGGAGGUAACAACUACCGGCCAGGACGAGGAGGCAACACCGCGAACAAUUCUAGACAACAUAGUAUGUCCAUGAACCAAACUCGCAACGAACAAGAAGAAUCCGAACCCUUAAUCUGCACAGCCUUACACGCCAUUGCCUCCAGCUGUGAGCUUCUCCACGCCAAUACCUGCUAUAUCGAACGAACUCUGGAGUCCAUGCAGCCUUACUUGAAGAAACUGCACGAAUCUCACCGCAUCGCAGCCUUGUUCCAGAAGCAGAAGAAGUUUGGGCGUACUAGGGUCUUGCACUUCUUCACGCCAGCUACUAGGGGACCAGAAGAAGGCCGUGCAAUGGGAGGCGGCUACGGAUAUUUUGGAGGAAAUGCAGCUCCUGGAGGUAAUCCUGGAAAGCCAAAACCCGGCAGAGGUGGUUUUCCUGGCGGAGGCAAUAAUGUGACUGGAAAUGGU
Amoebophrya sp. A25 is the source of this 939-nucleotide messenger RNA. Lineage: Eukaryota; Dinophyceae; Syndiniales; Amoebophryaceae. The record is from the annotation of a GenBank genome assembly.